Messenger RNA from Trifolium pratense (red clover), 756 nucleotides. RefSeq names its product dormancy-associated protein 2-like. The record is from RefSeq and is a predicted model, not a curated record. Bases 54 to 485 code for a protein of 143 amino acids. The transcript is spliced from 2 exons. NCBI's taxonomy places the organism in Eukaryota, Viridiplantae, Streptophyta, Magnoliopsida, Fabales, Fabaceae.
AGUUUUCUCACACCUUUACUAUCAUAUUCUAAGUUUAAUAUUGAUAUUGAACAAUGGAUUCCAAAAAUGCAAUGCUCAUCCUAGGUCUCAUGGCAAUGGUUUUUCUUAUCUCUUCAGAAGUUUCAGCUAGGGACUUAACUGAAACUUCCACUGAUACCAAAAAGGAGAUUGUUAAACAAACUAAUGAAGUGAAUGAUGCCAAAUAUGGUGGUGGUUAUCACAACGGUGAAGGAAAUUACUAUAACGGAGGUGGUAAUUACCAUAACGGUGGAGGAAAUUAUCACAAUGGAGGUGGUAACUACCACAACGGUGGUGGUAAUUAUCACAAUGGCGGAGGUAAUUAUCACAACGGUGGUGGUCACCAUGGAGGUGGUUAUUGUCAAUAUAACUGUUGUGGCGGGUAUUCUUACGGAAGUUGUAGAAGGUGUUGCUCAUAUGCUGGUGAAGCCGUUGAUGUGCAAGUUGAAGGCAACACUCAUAACUGAUAUCGUUAUGAUGCACUUUUUUAAUUACUAUAUUAAAAUAAAUAUCACCAAAAAAUAAUAUUGUGUGUUUUUCAAGAGAUAAAUAAAUAGACAACAAUUUAUGUUGUUGUGUAUUAUCUAUCUUGCCACUAUAAUAUCGAUAGAUUUUUAUAAGUGGAAAUCAUGUAUGCAUAACAUUAUAUAUAUGUAUUUGUGUUGAUGAUUGUGAGGUAUUGAAAAAUUGUGAAUGUAUUAUCAUGUGUAUUAUUUCAAUGUGGUGAUUUUAAAUAAA